Molecule: messenger RNA, 968 nt
Organism: Gilbertella persicaria
Lineage: Eukaryota; Fungi; Mucoromycota; Mucoromycetes; Mucorales; Choanephoraceae
Product: Rhodanese-like domain-containing protein
Exons: 5
Coding region: 36-938 (300 amino acids)
Biological process (GO): transsulfuration
Cellular component (GO): mitochondrion
Molecular function (GO): thiosulfate-cyanide sulfurtransferase activity
Source: RefSeq, a predicted model, not a curated record
UGGAAGAUUCCAUCUGCUUUUUCUAUUAAUUCCUUAUGUUCAAACAAGCGUGUCCUACAAUUAAAAAAAAUAUUCAACAGCGUCUAUUUGGCAGUUUGGUUUCUCCCAAGGAACUGAAGGCGGCUUUGGGUUCUGUCAAGAUCUUGGACGGUUCUUGGCAUAUGCCGAAUACAAACCGUGACCCAUUUGCUGAGUUCCUUCAGAAACGUAUUAUCGGUAGUCAAUUUUUCGGCAUAGACACUAUCAAGGACACUUCAAGCGACCUCCCACAUAUGCUACCUUCACCAGAAGUCUUUGCCAGUGCUGUUGGCAAUUUGGGCAUCAGUGAAGAUGAUCAUAUUGUGGUUUAUGAUACUGCAGGCGUUUUUUCUGCAUGUCGCGUCUAUUGGACAUUUAAGGUAUUUGGUCAUGAAUCUAUUUCUGUUUUGAAUGGAGGCUUGCCUUUAUGGGAAAAAAGCGAUGGUCCUAUCGAAACAGGAUCACCAAAACCUGUAGAACCCAAAACCUACCGCAUCCCAAAACUCAAUAAGGAUUUUGUUCGAGAUUAUCAAGCCGUUUUGGCAAAUGCUCGCUGUAUUCAACAGGGACAAACAGGCGCACAAGUUUUGGAUGCACGUCCUUAUGCUCGCUUCACCGGUGAAGCACCAGAACCUAGGGCCGGUUUGAGUUCUGGACAUAUGCCAGGUUCCAUUAGUGUUGCGUUUAAUGAAGUGGUUCACGAUGGUGUCAUGUUGGAUGAUGAAAAAUUGCGCCAAGUGUUUGAAUCAAAACGUAUUGAUCUCGAUAAAGAAGUCAUUACCAGUUGCGGAAGCGGAAUCACUGCCUCUAUAUUGUACUUAGCUUUGGAGAGAGUGGGUGCUCGUAAACUAGCUGUAUAUGACGGUAGUUGGACUGAAUAUGCUGGAAAACCAGAUAGUCUCAUCGUAAAAGACAAAUAAAAAUCUCACCAUGCAAAUGUUUCACUCUGA